Messenger RNA from Suillus subalutaceus, 2995 nucleotides. RefSeq lists its product as uncharacterized. The coding region runs from base 1 to 2889 and encodes 962 amino acids. Lineage: Eukaryota; Fungi; Basidiomycota; Agaricomycetes; Boletales; Suillaceae. The transcript is spliced from 4 exons. The record is from RefSeq and is a predicted model, not a curated record.
AUGUCCCCAUCUCCGAGACAAAGGACGAUCAAGGCCCAAUCUCUGCCCGCCGUACCCUCCGUCAUGCAGAUUUACGGAGCACCAACUCAGUCUGCAAAUCAGCGCCAGGCACAACAAGCGAGUCCCACCACUGCAAACAUCUCCCCGCAGUCAAAACGAACUUCCUCGCCGCCGGCCCUCACGCAAACCGCACCCAACGUGACUAAACUCCCAUCUCCACUCAAUCAGCCGUCUCAUCUCCGGGAAGAAGCAAUCCAGGGGCACUAUUCUCCCUCGGCUUCAAUUCACCCGAACAUGCAUCAAGCACCACCUCCCCCUCUCCAACAUUCGCUCAGCCAGCCCAACGUGCAUCAGCCCCCUCCUCUACCCCAGCACUCACUCAGGUGGGCUCCUCCACAGUUCUUAACACACUUCCAUGCAAUGGAGGAGAAUUGGCAAAUGACAGAAGAGCUCAUGGCAGAGAUUGAGCGAGCUGACUAUGCGCAGGCUCUGAGUCAGCAGCCGCCCGUGCCUGGAAUGUCUGGCGUCGCCUACGCCGGUGGCGCAGCGAGUGGCGCCGUGUAUGUACGCGAGGUGCCGUCACCUCUCAAAGACCCCGUCGGUGAUCGUGUCCGCGCGAACGAACGGUCUAGUCCAAAGGAUGCAGACGGUCAGGGGAGCGGCGGCAUGCAGCGCUCCCGCUCCAUCCGCGUUGUCGAACGCGAGAAGGAAAUCCAGCCGAGCGAUAGUGCUCGUGCACGCGAGCGUUCCCUUCCAUCCAGUCAGACUGGGUCUCCGUCCUACUCACCCUCGGGACACCCCCAGCAGCGUGCGCCCUCUCCUGAGCGCACUUCUCCACCUUACCACACGCCUACUGGCUCGUCAGGUGGUGAGAGUGUGACUGCAGUGGACGUAGACUACGUCUCGUAUAAGCGGGACUCGUAUCAAUCUAAUGGGAGCUCUUCCCUUAGGCUUCCCAGUCCUCCGCCCACUGUGCGGAAAGCCAUUGUCGCCGACAAUGCUCGUGUGACGCCACCUGCGGUCAGCAAGUUUGCCAGCAACACUCCUCCCCUGCAGGCCAUGAAGACCCGAACUCCCGACAAGUCACUGCCUGUCCAAGAAGAGCCAGAAGACGAAAUCACAACCCCUAAGAACGGCGACAACUAUACUCACGGGAACGACUAUCAUGAGGAGGAGGAUGAUAAUGAUACUCUCAUUGAAAACGACCAUGAUUUCCCCAUCGACGGUAACGGAGACCGCGAUGGAGAAAUAGAGUCGUACACCCCACGCUCACCCACUGCCAGCUUACCCGAACCAUAUACCGCCAGGCAAUACCCCGCGCAGUCCGCAAAUCAGCGCCUCUCGAGCCUCACAAAGCACCACCGCAAUGGCAGCACAGACAGACUUGGCCUCCGAAGCUUCGACGCAGCCGUCUUUGAAAAGCCUCCCAUCAGAUCCACUGAGGAGCGCCGUGAGUCGCCCGCACUUCCUGUGAGGCUGACGACUGAGCAGGUUGACUCUGUACCAGAGCAUAAUCUACAGCAACAACACAGCCACACGUUUUCUGAUACUCGUGGUGCGGAACAGCAGCAGCAGCAGAGCAACGGACGACCGCACCCGCUGCAACAUCAAGUCUACUCGGAUGAUCAGAAUCAUGAUGAUCCCGCAGCUGCCUAUAUAUCGCAUUACUUCCAGUCUCCUCGUCCAGUUGCGCCCAUACCGCCCACGCCUCAUAGCCAAACUGCUGCUCCAUCACCGUUGAUAUCUAGCAUGCAAAGUAUGCAAGCCAGCCCGGCACCUCCAGUGGGCUCGCCAUAUCCCUACCCAUUCUCUCACGUUCGGCGGAACAACGUCUAUUCUAGCUAUCCCAUCCACACUGCGCCUUCCUCCAACUACGACCCCAACCAUCCCUCGGUGAUCGAAGAGCAACUCGCUCUCCAGAUGCAGAUGUACGCCUUGAACAACCACGCAGCAUUAUCCGACUCCACGUUUCUCGCCAUCGCAUCUCGUGCGUUCGGAGGAGGCGUGCGGCCACGUUUCGACUCCACUGCAACGAUGAGUAUCCAGUCGAGCCCGAGUCACCAACCAGUCAGCCUUCCGUUCCCGACUGGCAAAAUCAAGCGCCGUCAGGCAUCCGCGGAUCUACGAGUCCAGAGCACAAAGCGGAAGAUUAAGCCGCCGCCCCGUGUGGAAAGCACGCAGCCACGGGAUACGAGCCCAGAGCCGUACUCGUCUGGUGAGGAAACCGCUGGCGAGGAACACUUUGAGGUUACUGAGGAGGGGAACUGGGUGAAUGGGAUGAUGCCUGAUGAUGGUACUGAGUGGGUGGAUGAAGACGAGGAAGAAAAGGAUGACUUGUUAGACUUGGAGUAUCACCCGAACUAUGUCAACAACAUCGAAAAGAGACGCAGGAGGUGGGAUACGCGUUGGGAGGCUCUGCAUCAGGCGUUCCAAGCGCUUGAUUGUGAGACGGAUACGACGAUGGUCCUCCUUGCUGCACCCUCACAUUCUACAAAACUGCAUGCUUUGACAUCACGCUCGAUUCGUCGUGAAAUAGGGACACAGUCUCCGAGCAUGCACAACAUACGAAACUCUUUCCGAGGCAUUGCUGCUCGUCGACGAGCAUCCCGCGCCAAGGGUACAACGCUCGUUGAGAGGUUUCUCAACUCGACUUCUUCUUCUGGCGAUGGUUCAGACGGCAGUUCGGAAUCGCGGGAAGGCGACCUCAAGCGCGCGCUCGAGACUGCUCUUGGUAGUCUCGGUGCUCUUCGCUCAAUAUAUGACCACCGUGUUGCACGCUGGGAAGACGAGAUGGGGCGCAUCAGCGACGAGCGGGACCGCGUUGAAAUGCUGCUCCGCCAGACCCUAGGUGUUGGUUUGCAAAACGGUAAUGGCCUUCCUGAGGCGUAACUUAUCCAAUGUUGUGACCUACCCCGAUGUAUGCAUUCAUAUGACCCUACUGUCCUAUGCUGUACUGUACUUAUGGACGCUGCCUAUGUUGUUUCAUGUAACAUCU